Molecule: messenger RNA, 3204 nt
Organism: Camarhynchus parvulus
Lineage: Eukaryota; Metazoa; Chordata; Aves; Passeriformes; Thraupidae
Gene: MAN2B1
Product: mannosidase alpha class 2B member 1
Biological process (GO): mannose metabolic process
Cellular component (GO): lysosome
Molecular function (GO): alpha-mannosidase activity; carbohydrate binding
Source: RefSeq, a predicted model, not a curated record
UGAGGGAGCUCUGAGGGGGAUUCGUCGUGGGCGGGGCCUCGGGAGCCGCCGCUGUUCAGUGGCCACUGUCGUUUCCCGCCGUUGCAAACGCCUUCCCAGCGAGCUGUCAAUCACGCGCCCCCUCCUCUACCUCAUUGGCUUCCCUCUGUAGUCGGUCCCGUCCUGCCUUCCUUACGCUCCGCCCCUUAGAGCAGCAUCAGCGAAUCAGAACGCGGGGCGUGGCCACAACACCGCUUCCCGACCACCCAUUGGCUACCGCGCAUGGGGGACGGGGCGAGCCCGCGUGUCAUGUGAGGGCGCGGUCACGUGAGCGCGGGUGUCAUGGCGGUGCCCGGGGCGGCGGCGCUGCCGCUGCUGCUGCUCCUGAGCGGGGCGGCCGCGGGCUGCGGGUACCAGUCGUGCCCCCCGACCCGGCCGGACAUGCUGAACGUGCACCUGGUGCCGCACUCGCACGACGACGUGGGCUGGCUCAAGACGGUGGAUCAGUAUUACUAUGGGGUGAGGAACGAGGAUCAGCACACAGGGUUCAGUACAUCCUGGACUCGGUGGUGGCCCUGGAGGCUGGAGCUGGUCGGGGGGGGCUGGUGCAUGAGCGACGAGGCCGCCGCUCACUACCGGGGCUCCCUGGAGCAGCUGGCCCUGGGCCGGCGCUUCCUGCGCCGCCUCUUCGGGGGCUGCGGCGCCCCCCGCGUGGCCUGGCAGAUCGACCCCUUCGGGCACGCCCGGGAGCUGGCUGCGGCCUUCGCGCAGAUGGGCUACGACGGGCUGUUCCUGGGCCGCGUGGAUCACCAGGACAAGUGGGCUCGGCUGCAGCGCCGCGAGCUGGAGCUGAUCUGGAGGGGCAGCGACAGCCUGGAGCCCCCCCGCGAGGACAUCUUCACUGGGAUCCUGCCCAACGUGUACAACCCCCCCGCGGGGCUGUGCUGGGACCAGCUCUGCACCGACCCCCCCGUGGUGGACGGGGACGGCCCCGGGCGCAACGUGGACGCCGUGGACGCCUUCCUGCGGGCAGCGGCCAUGCAGGCCCAGCAGUACCGCACCAACCACAUCCUCAUGACCAUGGGCUCCGACUUCCACUACGAGAACGCCCACCUGUGGUUCAAGAACCUGGACAAGCUCAUUGCCCACGCCAACGCCCGGCAAGCCAACGGCAGCCGCGUCCACGCCCUGUACUCCACCCCUUCCUGUUACCUGCGGGAGCUGCACCGCGCCAACCUCACCUGGCCCCUGAAGACGGACGAUUUCUUCCCUUACUCGGACGGGCCCCACCAGUUCUGGACCGGCUACUUCAGCAGCCGCCCGGCCUUCAAGGGCUACGAGCGCCUCAGCAGCGGCUUCCUGCAGAUCUGCAGCCAGCUGGAAACCUUGGCUGGACCCUCAGUGCGGGACGGUCCCUACGGGCCUGGGGACAGCUCGGUGCUGCGUGAGGCUGUGGCCGUGGCCCAGCACCACGACGCCGUGGCCGGCACCGAGAGGCAGCACGUGGCCGAUGACUACGCCCGGCAGCUGGCCAAGGGCUGGGACAGCUGCCAGGUGCUGGUGGCCAACGCUCUGUCGCUGCUGGGCGGCACCAAGGAGCCCCUGGUGUUCUGCAACGCCCUCAACAUCAGCGUGUGCCCCCUCAGCGAGGCCACCGCUCACUUCACUGUGAUCCUCUACAACCCCCUGGCCUGGGACGUCACCUGGCCCGUGCGGCUGCCGGUCAGGGCCACCUCGUACGCUGUCACCGACCCCCAGGGCCGGCCCGUGGCCAGCCAGGUGGUGCCGGUGUCCGGUGUCACCCGGCGGCUCCGGGGCGGCGCCGGGGGGGCCCCCGGGGAGCUCCUGUUCCAGGCCUGGGCCCCCCCUUUGGGCUUCAGCACCUUUGAGGUGAAGCAGCUGAGCCCGGGGAACGCCGGGGACACCCCCAGGUGGCCCCUGGGGACCCCCAGGUGGCCCUCAGGUGACCCAGAGCCACAGAUCGAGAACGAGCACCUGCGUGUCCGCUUUGACCCCAUCACGGGGCACCUGCUGGAGAUCCAGAACCUGGCCAAGGGCAUCUCGCUGCCCGUCUUCCAGAGCUUCUACUGGUACAACGCCAGCUCCGGGGACAGGCUCAGCCCCCAGGCCUCAGGCGCUUACAUCUUCCGGCCCGACGCCCCCACGCCCAUCCCGGUGGCCAAACGCGCGGCCACGCACCUGCUCAAGACGGCGCUGGUGCAGGAAUUGCGGCAGAACUUCUCGGAGUGGUGCUCGCAGGUGCUGCGCCUGCGCCCGGGGCAGCCUUACCUGGAGCUGGAGUGGACAGUGGGGCCCAUCCCCGUGGGGGACGGCACGGGCAAGGAGGUGAUCAGCAGGUUCGAGACCCCGCUGCGCACGGCCGGGCGCUUCUACACCGACUCCAACGGGCGCCAGGUGCUGGAGCGCAGGUGGCCCACCCCGGCGGGCGCAGGUGACCCCAGGACCCUCCCAGGGGCUCAGGUGACCCCUGUGCCAAACCCCGCCCCCCAGAGCAGGACUAAGGCCCAGCUGGAACCUGACGGAUCGAGCCGUGGCGGGGCAUUGCACCCUGCAGGACCGCGGAUCUUCAUCAUGGUGCACCGGCGGCUCCUCCACGACGACAAGCGGGGCCUGGAGGAGGCGCUGGACGAGCCAGGUGCGGAUGGGCGGGGCCUGGUGGUGCGGGGGCGGCACCUGGUGCUGCUGGACACGGUGGAGGCCUCACCUGAGCAGCACCGGCCGCGGGCACAGGAGAUGGUGACACCGCCCACCGUGGUGCUGGCACCGGGCACGGGGCCUCACCUGCGACAGGUGUCGGGGCUGCGCCGGGCGCUGCCCCCCAACGUUCACCUGCUGUCGCUGGAGCCGCGCGGGGCCGGCGCCGUCCUGCUGCGCCUGGAGCACCUGUACCAGGUGGGGGAGAGCCAUAGCGGCUCCCGGGCGGCCACCGUGGACCUGACGACCCUUUUCUCGGCCUUCACCGUCACCUCGGUGCAGGAGAUGGCGCUGGGCGGGGACAUCCCCCUGCCCGCCGUGUCCCGCCUGCUCUGGAACACCCCCACAGGUACCCCCAGAGGGCGGCGGGGGGCUCGGCCGGACCCUCGGCGCGUGCGGCUGCAGCCGAUGGAGAUCAGAACCUUCCUGGCCUCUGUGCGGUACCGGGGGCUCGGGGAGGGGCCGGGGGGGCCCUGAGGGACGCGCCCCCCACCCCAAAAAAAAAAAAAC